CUCGGAGACUGCGCGCGCACAGGCAGUAGGGAGCGGGUGGAAGGCGAGGAGGUGGGGUGUGCACGUUUCGCAGGCCCGGAAGGGGAACUGCGUGGAGGAGGUCACCGGGAACUGAGCGGUUAGAUCUGCUUGGUAAACCUGGUGUGUCACCAUGCUGGCUGCAAGGUUUGUGUGUCUCCGGACACUACCUUCCAGGGUUUUCCAUCCAGCUUUCACCAAGGCCUCCCCUGUUGUGAAGAAUUCCAUCACUAAGAAUCAAUGGCUUUUAACACCCAGCAGGGAGUAUGCCACCAGGACAAGAACUGGGAUCCGCCGUGGGAAAACUGGCCAAGAACUCAAAGACGCUGCAAUGGAACCAUCAGCGGAAAAAAUAUUUAAAAUUGAUCAGAUGGGAAGGUGGUUUGUUGCUGGAGGAGCUGCUGUUGGUCUUGGAGCAUUGUGCUACUAUGGCUUGGGAAUGUCUAGUGAGAUUGGAGCUAUUGAAAAGGCUGUAAUUUGGCCUCAGUAUGUGAAGGAUAGAAUUCAUUCUACCUAUAUGUACUUAGCAGGAAGUAUUGGUUUAACUACUUUGUCUGCCUUGGCAGUGUCUAGAACACCUGCUCUUAUGAACUUCAUGAUGAGAGGCUCUUGGGUGACAAUUGGUGCAACCUUUGCAGCCAUGAUUGGAGCUGGAAUGCUGGUACACUCCAUAUCAUAUGAGCAAAGCCCAGGCCCAAAACAUCUUGCUUGGUUGCUACAUUCUGGUGUGAUGGGUGCAGUAGUAGCUCCUCUGACGAUAUUAGGAGGACCUCUCCUUAUUAGAGCUGCAUGGUACACAGCUGGCAUUGUGGGAGGCCUCUCCACUGUGGCCAUGUGUGCCCCCAGUGAAAAGUUUCUGAACAUGGGAGCACCCCUGGGAGUAGGCCUGGGUCUCGUCUUUGUUUCCUCACUGGGAUCUAUGUUUCUUCCACCUACCACUGUGGCUGGUGCCACUCUGUACUCAGUGGCCAUGUAUGGUGGAUUAGUUCUUUUCAGCAUGUUCCUUCUGUAUGAUACUCAAAAAGUAAUCAAGCGUGCAGAACUAAUACCAGCAUAUGGAUUUCAAAAAUAUGAUCCCAUCAAUUCGAUGUUGGGAAUCUACAUGGAUACACUAAAUAUAUUUAUGCGAGUUGCAAGUAUGCUAGCAUCUGGAGGCAACAGAAAGAAGUGAAGUAACAGCUUCUGGCUUCGCUACUGAAUCAGAUGUCUUGCUUGUUUAACAGCACAUAUUUGUCACAUAGUUUGUACAAGCAGCUUUCCGUGAUGUUUAGAAGUUAGGAACAUAUGUUGUCAACAUGGUUAAAAUUUCCAGUAAUGUGAUCCUUCAGGUUUGCUUUUUCUUCUAGAGAAUAAAGUCAAUAGUUCUCUUUCAAAUAAGCACAUACAUUUCCAAUUUUCAUUUUUAAAAUACUAUAACAAAAUAUGAAAUCUAAGGUUUGUGUUAUAAGAAUUUAAGCUUUUAAGUUUAUUGGGUUAAGUUAGCAAACUCAUGUUUGCCUGUAUAUUUGGGGGAGAUGCAGAAUGUUGAAAAUAUGGGUUUUGGUAUAGAGACCAGAGAGAAGUAAAAGGUCAUCUGCAGUCUUUUGUUGAAUACUCAUAUGUCUUAGCUGUGUGAUCAUGGGAAGCCAGUAAGAGUCAUCUAGGUAUUUGAAACAGUUGCUAUUUUCCCAUGUGUCUGUGAAACAGAGCUGAUUAAAUCUGCUCUGCUUCUCAUUGCUGUCUUUACAUUGUGGAUAUAAUGAUUGGCUUCUCAUUGUUAGGGCAAUCCAGAGUGUUAAUCAUAAGGAGAAUUCCUGAUAGAAUUAUGUGAGUUUUACUUUUGAAUCUUUUGUUUCAAGAUAAAAUAUUUAUUCAUAACAUGAAACUUAAUGCUUUUUUUUUUAAGUACACAAAAGAUGUGUUUAUAAUUGCUUAUCUCUUCAAACUCAGGAGCCUUUUUCAGAAAAGUCUGUUGCUUACACUAGAGAUUAUGAAAGCAGUUUUCUCAAAAAACUGAUGGUUUCUUGCAUUCCCUCUGAGACUAAUAAGCACUUAACAAGCAAAGCAAAAGUAGUGUUUGUGAAACACAUGAAUCAGACGUAUAGUAGGGAAAGUGCUUCGUUAGUGUCCACUAGCAGUUUUCUUUCUGUCCUGCAUAAACCACUACUUAGCUUUUUUGUGAUUAUUUUUUUGAUACAAGAGUUAUUUUUGGAAGUCUUUAAUGAAUGGAAAAAAAUAUGUAUGAUUAUUGAGAUGAUUGCUGU
Urocitellus parryii (Arctic ground squirrel) is the source of this 2261-nucleotide messenger RNA. It is a transcript of the gene Ghitm, whose product is annotated as growth hormone inducible transmembrane protein. Gene Ontology annotation, cellular component: mitochondrial inner membrane. The record is from RefSeq and is a predicted model, not a curated record. NCBI's taxonomy places the organism in Eukaryota, Metazoa, Chordata, Mammalia, Rodentia, Sciuridae.